CAAUCAAAAUCCAGAACCGACGAUGAAAUGAUGAACAUUUACAAAAAGUGGAUGUUAGAGCAUGAAAAAGUCUACAACGGAGGAAUUGAGGAAUCCGAACAACGUUUCAAAAUUUUUAAGGAUAAUUUGAUCCUCAUUGAUGAUCAUAACGCCGCCGAGAACCGGACCUACACGGUUGGACUGAACGAGUUGUCCGAUCUCACCGAUGAAGAGUACCGAUCAUAUUACCUGGGCUUGAAAUUCGAUGCCAGUCACCAAUUUGUUCUGUCAAAGCUGGCCAGCCAAAGGUACGCUGCGUCCUCAGCUGAAAUUCUCCCGGAGUCGUUUGACUGGAGGACAAAAGGCGCCGUUUCACCAAUUAGGAAGCAGGGAGAAUGCGGAAGUUGUUGGGCUUUCUCGACCAUUGCGGCGGUGGAAGGAAUCAACAAGAUAAAGACAGGAGAGCUGAUUGAUUUGUCAGCGCAAGAACUUAUCGACUGCGACCGAACUGUCAACCGCGGCUGCAAAGGCGGAUUCGUCCAUCAGGCAUUCGAAUUCAUUACUAGAAACGGUGGUAUAGACACCGAGGAAGAUUAUCCUUAUCAAGAAGCCGAUGGCACGUGCGAUGCCACUAAGGUGAAUUCAAAGGUGGUCAGAAUAGACGGUUACGAAUUCGUACCUUCCAACAACGAAAAUGCUCUAAUGAAAGCGGUCGUACAUCAGCCCAUCAGCGUCUACAUUGAAGCCGGAGUUUGGGAAUUCAAAAAUUAUGUCUCGGGUAUUUACACAGGAAACUGCGGAACCGUCUUAAAUCAUGCAGUGGUGGUGGUGGGAUAUGGGAGUGAGAGCGGAAUUGAUUUUUGGAUAGUGAAGAAUUCAUGGGGAAAGAACUGGGGUGAAGAUGGAUACGUUAGGAUCAAGCGGAAUGAUGUUGCUGAUAUUGGAAAAGGGAAAUGCGGCAUAGUGUCGUUUCCUUCUUAUCCCAUAAAAAAUGAAAAUGCAAACGUCGACGUCGACGUCGACGACGUAGCCGGAGGAGUACGUCGUUAG
This is a messenger RNA of Impatiens glandulifera, 1029 nucleotides long. Its product is annotated as zingipain-2-like. NCBI's taxonomy places the organism in Eukaryota, Viridiplantae, Streptophyta, Magnoliopsida, Ericales, Balsaminaceae. Bases 28 to 1029 code for a protein of 333 amino acids. The record is from RefSeq and is a predicted model, not a curated record. Gene Ontology annotation, molecular function: cysteine-type endopeptidase activity. Gene Ontology annotation, cellular component: lysosome. The transcript has 4 exons.